Emys orbicularis (European pond turtle) is the source of this 707-nucleotide messenger RNA. RefSeq names its product transmembrane protein 240 (gene TMEM240). The transcript is spliced from 4 exons. NCBI's taxonomy places the organism in Eukaryota, Metazoa, Chordata, Testudines, Emydidae. Gene Ontology annotation, cellular component: synaptic membrane. The record is from RefSeq and is a predicted model, not a curated record. The coding region runs from base 1 to 522 and encodes 173 amino acids.
AUGUCCAUGAAUGCAAACACCAUGAUUUUCAUGAUCCUGGGGGCCUCUAUCGUUAUGGCAAUAGCUUGCUUGAUGGACAUGAAUGCGCUGUUGGACCGGUUUCACAAUUACAUCUUACCGCAUUUAAGGGGAGAAGAUCGAGUUUGCCACUGCAACUGUGGAAGGCAUCAUGUCCAUUAUGUUAUUCCAUACGACGGGGACCAAUCGGUGGUGGAUUCCUCGGAGAAUUACUUUGUGACUGACAAUGUAACCAAGCAGGAGAUUGAUCUGAUGCUGGGACUUUUGCUGGGCUUUUGUAUAAGCUGGUUUCUGGUGUGGAUGGAUGGAGUUCUCCAUUAUGCUGUGCGAGCCUGGAGAACCAGCCGACGGUACGACAAUUCUUGGUCUUGGAUUCCGAAAUUUUGUAACUUGAAGGAGUUCAGGAAACGUCAGCACAGGCAGUACGAGGAGGCCACGGGGAACAUGGUGCACAUCAAACAGAAGCUGUAUCAUAACGGACAUCCCAGCCCCCGACACCUCUGAGAAACGCCUUCCCCUCCAGAGACUGCAAAGCGAUUUUAGAACUGGGCUUUUAGGGGAACGCCUGUGAGUUCGCUCCUCUAUGGAAGACAGUGGAGGAUGCCAUUUUAUUUAUCUAGGCGGGGUGAUUCUGAGGCACACCGCGAAUGCACAACUAAGCCAGUUCUGGCUGCAAGGCAGCCAAGACA